AUGCAGCAAAUGCCGUAUCCCAGAGGGAAUAACUCCAUGGCCUCCGCUUACACUUCGACGCGCUCGUCUUCCUCCUACCGUCCGCGCCGCGCCCUCAAGACCUACGGCCCUCCGUUCCUCGGCAUCGUCGCUUGCCUCUGGUUCCUUUUGUGGCUGUUCGGCGGCAGCUCCUCCUCCUCUUCCUCGUCUUCCUCAAUAGGCAGAGCACCACCGGGCACCCCCGAAGUCGUCGUCGUCACGACGCUCGACCCGAAGCUCUCCGCCAAAUACAAGGAGAACAUCAAAGAGAACAGACGGCACUAUGCUUCGCGACAUGGCUAUGCGACCUUCUUCCCCAACACCACCGAUUACGACCUCAUGCCCAAGACCCCGCAGAGCUGGAGCACCGUCCCCGCCAUGAGGCACGCAAUGACCGUGUAUCCGCACACGCCCUGGAUCUGGUACCUCACCUCCACCGCCCUCAUCAUGAAUGCCGGGCAGAGCCUGCACGAGAAGCUCCUCCAUCCGCGAACGUUGGAGUCCCUCAUGAUCACCGAUAAGCCCGUGGUGCCGCCCGACAGCGUCAUCAAGACAUUCGGAAACCUGCGCGGAGAGCGCGUGGACCUGGUCGUCUCGCAGGACAAGGAAGGGUUGGCGGGAGGCAGUCUGAUGAUCAGAUCCGGAGAAUGGGCCAAGUUCUUCUUGGACGCGUGGUAUGACCCGCUGUACAGGAGCUAUAAUUUUCAGAGAGCAGAGGGACAUGCGCUGGAACACAUUGUGCAGUGGCACGGCACGGUUCUGGCCAAGCUGGCUUUGGUUCCCCAGAGGAUAUUGAACAGCUACACGAGGGAGAAAGGUGGGGAUGCUACAGAAGGUAAUCCAGCCCACUGGGUAAAAACUGACAAUCAUGUGCUGACAAAGAUCUUCGUAGGUCUGUAUCAGGAAGGGGAUUUCAUUGCAAACUUCCACGGCUGCCAACGAGACGCAACACGGGAUUGCGAGGAGGAGAUGAGGCCUCUCAUGUCCCGCUGGAGGGAGCUACGAGACCAGGAGAGAAAGCGAAAGUAG
Molecule: messenger RNA, 1047 nt
Organism: Lecanosticta acicola
Lineage: Eukaryota; Fungi; Ascomycota; Dothideomycetes; Mycosphaerellales; Mycosphaerellaceae
Source: the annotation of a GenBank genome assembly